AGGGUCGACACACCUCGUUCUACAUUGACUGAACACACCAGAACAGGUCGACAUGUUGUCCAUCCCAGAUCUGAUCAAGAAGAAGAAAGAUGGAGGAGCGCUCAGUGAUGAAGAGAUCAAAGCCUUCAUCGAAAGUGUUACAGACAAAACUAUACAAGACUGUCAGACAGGGGCCAUGCUGAUGGCUAUCUGGCAGAAGGGAAUGACAGAUAAGGAGAUUGUGACCCUGACCAAGGAGAUGAUGUCAUCAGGGGAAGUGAUGUCAUGGCCAAAAGAGUGGGCGGGGCUAGUGGUUGACAAGCACUCAACAGGAGGGGUGGGAGAUAAAGUCAGUCUGGUAUUAGCGCCUGCGCUAGCUGCCUGUGGCUAUAAGGUGCCUAUGAUCAGUGGGCGGGGCUUGGGUCACACAGGAGGAACUCUGGAUAAACUGGAAUCAAUUCCAGGAUUCAACAUCCAGCAAUCAACAGAUCAGAUCAAAAACAUCAUGGACUCAGUGGGCUGUUGCAUUGUGGGUCAGACGGAGACGUUGGUUCCUGCGGAUCAAGUCCUGUACGGUAUGCGGGACGUCACCAGCACAGUGAACAGCUUACCGCUAAUUACUGGCUCGAUUAUCUCAAAGAAAGGAGCCGAGUCUCUGUCUGCUCUGGUGCUGGAUGUGAAGUUUGGACGAGCUGCUCUGUAUAAAGACCUGGACAGUGCUAGAGAACUAGCACAGUUAUUAGUAAAGGUGGGAAACAGCCUGGGCAUGCUUACGGGGGCGGCCCUCAGCUCUAUGGACGGUACGAUUGGUCGCUGUGUGGGCAACAGUCUGGAGGUGAUCGAGUGUCUGGAGACGCUGAAGGGGAAAGGACCCGACGACCUAAUGGAGUUGGUCACAACUCUGGGCGCCCUGUUGCUGAAGAUGACUGGCUCGGUGUCUGACCUAUCAGAGGGCAGAAAGAAGAUUUCUGACUCUGUGAUUGGUGGAGCUGCUCUGUCCAAGUUCCAGGCCAUGAUGGAGAAACAGGGCGUGGACAGUGAGGCUGCCCGGACGCUGAGCUCCACCGACACAGAUUACUACAGCAUCCUGAGAAAAUCCAAGCAUCAGAUCACACUGGAGACGCCUGCAGAUGGUGAUGUGGUGGAUGUCGACGGUAUGAUCUUAGCUGAAGUUCUCCAUAAGUUGGGGGCGGGACGAUCGAAGUUCGGAGAAUCUGUCAAUCACAGCGUAGGGGCGAAGCUGCUGGUGUCGCUGGGUCAGAAGGUCCAGAAAGGCGCCUCCUGGCUGGAGCUCCAUUAUGAGGAUCCGGCUCCGACUGCAGACCAGAUCAGUCGACUGCAGAGCGCUCUGACUCUGGGAACACGCACACAACACAACACACAGACACAGACUGUUGUAAAAGAAUUAUUGUUACCUCAGUAAUGUCACUUUUUAACACAUAACAACAAACCGCUGCAGACUAGUGAUUAAUUAGUAAGUAUCAUCACUCCUUGGUUACCGUUGCUAACCUAACCUGUCAAUGUGUCACUCACACGGUACACAAUACAGUUUACAACAGAGCUCAACAGUGACCGCCCACUGUUUGAACGUCUCUGUUUCCGUAAGUGUUAUUCCCCGUUCUGAGCUUUUAUCAAAUGACGAUAUAAAGAGUUGUAAGCCUGGAACCGAGCCAACCAGCUACGAGAUGAAUCGUAACAAUAAAACAAUUUAUUCGGCACAAAUUAACAUUUUGAAACGGCAAAACAGACUUCGCUAGCCGUUUGCAGGUACAGGUACGUACUCGCCUUUAUAUUGUAGUGAGAUCGGGAAGUUAUUGUUAUGCCAGUCGUAACCAUCUCUCGCCACUGUACCAGUCGUAACCAUCUCUCGCCAUUGCACCGGGCCAGUCGUAACCAUCUCUCGCCAUUGCACCGGGCCAGUCGUAACCAUCUCUCGCCACUGUACCGGGGCCAGUCGUAACCAUCUCUCGCCACUGCACCGGGGCCAGUCGUAACCAUCUCUCGCCACUGUACCGGGGCCAGUCGUAACCAUCUCUCGCCACUGCACCGGGGCCAGUCGUAA
Messenger RNA from Perca fluviatilis (European perch), 2041 nucleotides. Its product is annotated as thymidine phosphorylase. Bases 53 to 1402 code for a protein of 449 amino acids. Gene Ontology annotation, molecular function: 1,4-alpha-oligoglucan phosphorylase activity; pyrimidine-nucleoside phosphorylase activity. NCBI's taxonomy places the organism in Eukaryota, Metazoa, Chordata, Actinopteri, Perciformes, Percidae. The record is from RefSeq and is a predicted model, not a curated record. The transcript is spliced from 10 exons. Gene Ontology annotation, cellular component: cytosol. Gene Ontology annotation, biological process: pyrimidine nucleobase metabolic process; pyrimidine nucleoside metabolic process.